This is a messenger RNA of Opisthorchis viverrini, 582 nucleotides long. RefSeq lists its product as hypothetical. Bases 1 to 582 code for a protein of 193 amino acids. The transcript has 2 exons. Lineage: Eukaryota; Metazoa; Platyhelminthes; Trematoda; Opisthorchiida; Opisthorchiidae. The record is from RefSeq and is a predicted model, not a curated record.
AUGACUUGUCGCAGCAGCAGAUCUUGGUCGGUAGCCUGGCGGACCAUGUCAGCAGUCACUGGGAGGAUGCAAAUCGCUUCUGAUACUACCCGCGGUUCCAUUGCAAUCGUUGCGAUGAUGGUGGCUUCUGUUUCCGAUCUACUUGAGUCAAUGAGUCGCGACAGUGCGCCGGCCUGUCCGAGAGCAGGAAGCCAUGAACCGACAAAGAAAUUGCACUGCCGUCAGCAAGCUACAAUAAUUGCAACAAAACGAACCUACGAUGUCAAUUUCGGCAGAGCAACUCCAAGUAAUUUUCAGCAACAAAAACAGUUCGAAGAAGCUCAACUGAGGCUUGCUGAGUCUCUGAUACGCAGUAUGUCCGCGGAAGCGACAAAAACGGUUGGACCUCCGACUUCUUCGACAGAUGCUGUUGCCAGCUGGAUUAUUGAAUUCAACUUCGACGCUGAGUCCGGACGGACUUUCGAAAGUUGGUUGAAGAAAUAUGAGGACAUGCUGAAACCACCGGUAAUUCCCAUCAUAUUUGAACGUUUCGAGGUGGAUAGAAGGGUUACCAAUUCUUUGAUCAUAUCAGGGAUACAGUAG